AUGUUAUCGUUGUAUACUCGUGUUGGAUUAUCAGCAACCAGGCCAGUUUUAUUUAGACCAGCAUUAAUUCGUGGUAUUAAGACUAUUCCUCAACCCCCGGGAAACAUUGUCGGAACCGUCAAUGAUGCAUAUGUUACACCACCACCUCAUAAGCUUGAAGGGUCGUUACAUUGGACAGCUGAAAGACUUGUAGCAGUUGGAUUGGUUCCCCUUACCUUGGCUCCAUUUUUGACUGGAACUUCAACGAUGGUAGACUCUACAUUGUCUGCACUUUUGUUGGCUCAUUGUUAUAUUGGAUUUCAAGCAUGUAUUUAUGACUAUAUCCCUGCAAGGGUUUACGGACCAUACCACAGCUAUGCCAUGUGGUUAUUGACUUUUGGUACCGGUGUUGCUGGAUAUGGUUUGUACCAAAUUGAGAAGAAGGAGGAUGGACUCUCAGGUAUUAUCUCUAAGGUUUGGAAAGCAUAA
This is a messenger RNA of Priceomyces carsonii, 468 nucleotides long. Its product is annotated as succinate dehydrogenase membrane anchor subunit. The record is from RefSeq and is a predicted model, not a curated record. Gene Ontology annotation, cellular component: membrane; mitochondrial envelope. The transcript has a single exon. The coding region runs from base 1 to 468 and encodes 155 amino acids. Gene Ontology annotation, biological process: tricarboxylic acid cycle; mitochondrial electron transport, succinate to ubiquinone. Gene Ontology annotation, molecular function: ubiquinone binding; heme binding; succinate dehydrogenase (quinone) activity. NCBI's taxonomy places the organism in Eukaryota, Fungi, Ascomycota, Pichiomycetes, Serinales, Debaryomycetaceae.